AUGGCAGCGCAAACAAGGGAGAUAACCAUAGCAGUCACUAAAAACGUUUCAGAAAGUAUCAACGAAAAAUUAUCAACCCUUAUAGAAGAAAAUAAAAACCUAAAGUUGCAAGUUCAGUCCCUAGAUGAUAAAAUUAAGUUAAUGGAUGAACAGAAAAGAAGAAACAAUAUUAUCUUCUUUGGGAUAAAAGAGGAACAACACCGCGAGUCUCCAAUGGAAACUAUUAUAAACUUGCUUGGAAAAAAUAUGAAUAUUCAUAUCAACUCAACUGAAAUCAAUAACGCUUAUCGGUUAGGCAAGAAGGAAAAUAAUACUCCUCGUCCUAUUCUUGUAACCUUUACUACAUUUUGGAGAAGAAACGAAGUCCUCAAGAACAAAAAGAAACUAGGCUUGGGCACUUAUGUCAAAGAAGAUCUCAGCAAAGAAACUUUAGAAAUGAGGAAACAGCUUCUGCCACAACUAAAGGAAGAAAGGGCAAAGGGAAAUAUCUGUUAUUUUGUCAAAGAUAAGAUAGUUACAAAAGAGCCAAAAGAAGAUAAAAUCGACAAAAGGAAAAGAUACCGCAGUGAUUCACCAGAAAAACUGCCAAUGGAACCAACCACACUACAUAGCACGAGGCAGAUCCGCGUCAUUGUCACUACCUUCAAGCCCAAAAAACACCCUAUAGACACCGGCAACAGGAAAACCAAACAUAAAAACAAAAACUAUUUACCCAACGAAACAACCAACACCCCAAGACGGCUGGUCACCGCGGGGGAAAGCGACCACUACCCUCCUAACAUUACCCCUAAACGCCAAACGAAUACUUUGAAAGAUAAAAAACAGCAAAAUAACAAAAACAUCCAUAUUGCAACAUACAAUACACUUUCUCUACGGUCCGAAGAAAACUUACAAGAACUUAUAUACUCCUUACAAGACAUCAAGUGGGACAUUAUUGGAUUGAGUGAAGUAAGAAGAAAUGGUGAAGCUAUUGUGGAGUAUGGUCAAUUCAUACUAUACUACAAAGGUGAAACUCCGGGAAGACAUGGUGUGGGAUUCUUAAUUAAGAAAGAACUCAAAAACCUUAUUAUUGAAAUGAUUGGAAUAUCUGAAAGAAUUGCCAUAUUGAACACGAAAAUCCCGUCAAGCAAAGAAGUAUGGUCUAUUGUGCAGAUAUACUCACCAACUGAACAAUCCACAAAAACAGAAAUUGAUACAUUCUACUCGUCCCUCAAUAUCGCAAUUAAAGAGCACACUCACAAAAACUGUAUAAUAAUGGGCGAUUUUAAUGCACAAGUUGGAACUCCAAGAAAUGGUGAAGACAUCGUUCUAGGCCCUUACAGUUACGGCAAAAGAACAAGAAAUGGACAGAAACUAAUGGAAAUGGCUUUCGAAAACAAUAUGACAAUACUUAACAGUCAAUUUAAAAAACGAACUUCCAGGAGAUGGACAUGGAUAUCGCCAGAUGGCCGGUAUAAAAACGAAAUAGACUACUUCUUAACGAAUAAACCCAAUUUAUUUGAGGAUUGUGGAACCAUCACAAACUUAAAUUUUAAUAGUAACCAUAGAAUGAUUAGAGCUCGUUUGAACGCACCGUUAGCCAAAAAACGUCGACCAUUCAAAGUAAAACCUGCAAUGCCAAACAACAAAGCAAGAAUAGCUGUCAUCGAAACAAAUCUCAACUCUGUUACAGAAGCAUCCCUGCAAUACUUGACUACUCAAGAAAAAUACAAUAUCUUACAUGAAAUACUUACAGAAAGACCGGAGAACACCGAGAGCAAACCAAAAGAUAAAGGACACAUAUCAAAAAAAAACAUACGAACUCCUAAACCAGAGGUCCGACCUAAUUAA
Bicyclus anynana (squinting bush brown) is the source of this 1830-nucleotide messenger RNA. RefSeq lists its product as uncharacterized. The transcript is spliced from 2 exons. Gene Ontology annotation, biological process: chromatin remodeling. The record is from RefSeq and is a predicted model, not a curated record. Gene Ontology annotation, molecular function: catalytic activity. Gene Ontology annotation, cellular component: nucleus. The coding region runs from base 1 to 1830 and encodes 609 amino acids. Lineage: Eukaryota; Metazoa; Arthropoda; Insecta; Lepidoptera; Nymphalidae.